Molecule: messenger RNA, 2243 nt
Organism: Saccostrea cuccullata (small rock oyster)
Lineage: Eukaryota; Metazoa; Mollusca; Bivalvia; Ostreida; Ostreidae
Product: slit homolog 2 protein-like
Exons: 1
Coding region: 29-1846 (605 amino acids)
Molecular function (GO): protein binding
Source: RefSeq, a predicted model, not a curated record
CUGGCUUGUGUGAAGCUUCUUUUAUACAAUGAACGUUUUAAAAGUGACGGUCAUCAUUCAUAUUGUUUCAUUUGUUUUUGGUGUAAAUGAAUUUCACAGCUGGAAAUCUGAAUCUGGACUGGAAAAGCCCAACUUGCUCUGUACGAAUUCCUGUCUCCCCCGAGAGGCUGACGAUUACGACCGAUGCUGCGCCUGCGAGGGAAAACCUAUCUGGCAGCUCGAUCCAAGUAUUAGUUAUCUGCCCUUGUUUGUAGAGUACGUGAAUACGUUUGGAAGAUCGAAUAUCGUUGGAAAUGACUCUUCUUCCUUUUAUUGGCUGGUCCAUGAAAAUGAAAGAAUGGGCAGGCUACCAGACAACUUGUGUGAAUUUAACAACACACUGGUCACUCUGAAGCUCAAAGGAAACAGAAUACAAAGUAUUGAAGGAAUUAACUGUUUGAAUGUUCUGGACAUUUUAGAUUUAAGUGAAAAUCCCAUUUCAUCUAUAACAAAUGAAACUUUCUCUGGUAUGCCUAACUUGCGUGUUCUUCUUCUAGUCAAUACGAACAUAAAGACUGUAGGACCAAACACUUUCAUGAAGGCUGGUACAGAAAUUUUUUUCACGGAUUUAUCAAACAAUAAUUUCGAAUCUUAUGACGUAUCCAAUGUUUAUUUUAAGCGUAGGGCCUUCUGUAACAUUACAAUGGCUAGCUGUAAUAUAACCUUUGCAAAAGCAGAAGGUAUCUUACAACCAGGGGUGCAAUAUGGUGGCGGUGAGGUGGUUCUAAACAACUCUACCCUGAAUCAACACCCCUUCCAGCUACUGUUCGGAUCUAGCAUCGAGUCGCUUCGAAAUAUAAACCAGUACGAACUAAUUGGCAAAAUGACGUAUGAGAAACUUGACAUCCCUUGCGAUUGUAAUUUUGGAGCGCUAUUGUUCGGAGAUAUCGAGGUGUUUAAAAGAUUUUAUUACUUACCAAUUGACGGUCUGUAUACUUGUUCAUCACCUGAGCAUCUGAAGAAUUUAAAUGUUUUAAAUGUAUUUAAUGAUUCGUCGUUGUUAGACAUGUUUGUAUGUCACAAACAAAAUUUUUGUCCGUCUGUCUGUACGUGUAUAGAGCAACCUAGUAGAUAUCGGAUGAUCGUGGACUGUUCGAAUCAAAAUCUUACAAGUCUUCCAACGUAUCUUCCUGAAACUAUUUACAACAUAGAACUGAACUGCAGCAACAACGCGAUUACAGAAGUAAUGCCAGUUAACUAUCUCAGGAAACUCAGUGUCUUAGACUUAUCCGGGAACCAGGUCACGGAGAUAUCUGACACAGUUCUUUCCAGGCUAGGAAAUCUGGAAAGCCUAUACCUCACGGACCACGGUCUACCAAAGCUCACGCGAGGAUUUGCAGACAUUGAUGCUAGUAAGGUCUGGUUUGGACGAAACAGUGUGUCAUGUACGUGUCAGGAAAAAUGGAUCAAAGCAUGGAGAUUAGGGUCAAAGGUCAAUAGUUCAAAUCCUCUACUGUGUCGAACAGAUUCACAUGGUAUUCUUCGUGCUGAGAUAACGUUUGACAAUUGUAUAGAAAAAGAAUUCGACAGAACUUUUUUCACUCUGCUUCUUAUUCCUGCUACAGCUUUAGUCGCCAUAUUUAUAGCCAGAGUAUUAAGGUUUGAUGCCAUCAUGCUAAAAAGUCUUUUCACAAAAAGUAAAAACGUACAUUAUUCCUAUGAUGUUUAUGUUCUUUUUGACGAUACAAAUUCAGAUAUUAUUAAGUACGUGCUUGAGAUCUUUAGAUAUCUUCAACACAAUGGGUUCGAGUGUUUUGUUCCACCAAUUCAUGGAGACUACGCGGAUGUUCGGGAUGUGCAACUUUGAGAAUAUGAAGAAAAGCCGCUCAGUAUUAGUGAUCUUGUCAAAGCCCAAAGAUGGUGACGACAUAAAUGAAGUGCUUUUUGGUAUGAAACACGCAUGGUCUCUCUUCUCCAGCAAAGAAAUUGAAAAUAUUAUUGCAGUUGUCUUUGAAGGAAGACUUGCAUACCAGAAGAAACGCUUUCCGUUUUUAGGCGCUUUAAACCGAUUUAAUCGUGUUUUCAAAGUUACAAGCCGGAAGUACAGGGUCCAUCAAAAACUUACAGAGGUACUUCCGGUACCCCGCCGUAUUUAAUUAAGCAGACAAUAUAUAUUUUUUAAAAUCUUUUUUAAAAAAUCAUUUUUAAGGGUUCAUUAAAUUGCUUAUGCUAUAAUGAUGAUAUGUUAAUAAAGAAACCAUUUA